AUGCUGGGGCUGCUCGUGGCGGUGCUGGCCCUGGCGCUCGCCUACUUCGCGCUGCUGGACGGCUGGUACCUGGUGCGCGUGCCGUGCGCCGUACUGCGCGCGCGCCUGCUGCAGCCCCGCGUCCGUGACCUGCUGGCUGAGCAGAGCUACGCGGGCCGCGUGCUGCCCUCGGACUUGGACCUGCUGCUGCACAUGAACAACGCGCGCUACCUGCGCGAGGCCGACGUGGCGCGCGCCGCUCACCUGGCCCGCUGCGGCGUGCUUGGGGCUCUGCGCGCGCUCGGGGCGCGCGCCGUGCUGGCCGCUUCGUGCGCGCGCUACCGCCGCUCGCUGCGUCUGCUCGAGCCGUUCGAGGUGCGCACCCGCCUGCUGGGCUGGGACGACCGCGCCUUCUACCUGGAGGCGCGCUUCAUCAGCCUGCGCGACGGCUUCGUGUGCGCGCUGCUGCGCUCCCGCCAGCACGUGCUGGGCACCUCGCCGGAGCGCGUCGUGCAGCACCUGUGCAAGCGCAGGGUGGAGCCCCCUGAGCUGCCAGCCGACCUGCAGCACUGGAUCGCCUACAAUGAGGCCAGCAGCCAGCUGCUCCGGGCCGAGAGCGGGCUCAGCGAUGUUGUAAAGGACCAGUGA
Messenger RNA from Physeter macrocephalus (sperm whale), 627 nucleotides. RefSeq names its product thioesterase superfamily member 6 (gene THEM6). The coding region runs from base 1 to 627 and encodes 208 amino acids. The transcript has 2 exons. The record is from RefSeq and is a predicted model, not a curated record. NCBI's taxonomy places the organism in Eukaryota, Metazoa, Chordata, Mammalia, Artiodactyla, Physeteridae.